This is a messenger RNA of Zerene cesonia (dogface butterfly), 3895 nucleotides long. RefSeq names its product xanthine dehydrogenase 1-like. The record is from RefSeq and is a predicted model, not a curated record. Gene Ontology annotation, molecular function: 2 iron, 2 sulfur cluster binding; oxidoreductase activity; FAD binding. The transcript is spliced from 17 exons. NCBI's taxonomy places the organism in Eukaryota, Metazoa, Arthropoda, Insecta, Lepidoptera, Pieridae. Bases 26 to 3811 code for a protein of 1261 amino acids.
AUUCUUUUAUUUCUGUUGUGAGGACAUGGAUCGUGUUCGCUUUUUAGUUAAUGGUGUUGAACAUACCGUGGGGUGCGAGAUCAGCUCGGACACGUCGCUGCUGGAGUACCUCCGCAGAUGGCUGGAGCUGCGCGGCACCAAGUACAUGUGCCAGGAGGGCGGCUGCGGCGCCUGCGUCGUCAGCGUCGCCAAGCACCCUGGCGCUCCCACUGAAGCUGUUAAUGCGUGUUUAGUAUCAGUGACGUCAUGCCACGGCUGGGAGAUCACAACCAUCGAGAAAGUGGGUAACCGGCUGAAAGGCUACCAUCCACUCCAGAAGUGCCUCUAUGAGAACAAUGGCUCCCAGUGCGGAUAUUGCAGCCCUGGAUGGGUUAUGGCGAUGUACAGCCUAUUAAAGAAGAAGAAAAUGACAAUGCUCGAAAUAGAAAAAUCGUUGGCCAGCAACAUUUGCAGAUGUACUGGAUACCGGCCGAUAAUAGAGGCAUUCAAGAAGUUUGCCUCAGACUGCCCUGAUCCUUACCCCAUACUCGAUAUAGAAGACCUGAGCAUUUGCAAAAAGACCGGCGACGUCUGCUCCAAAACCUGCGACGAGUACGAUUGGUGUGUUGUUUCUAAAGAAGAUGUCAAGCAAUCCAGUGUAAUUCAUAUCAAAUUAAGUGAUAACAGAGACUGGUAUAGAGUCGAAGAUAUUAGUGAUGUGUUUAGGAUUCUAGACGCCCAUGGCACUGACUCGUAUAUGCUGGUAGCUGGGAACACUGCUAAGGGUGCUUAUCCCAUCCUGGAAUAUCCACGUCUUCUAAUAGACAUCUCAGGAGUGGCGUCUCUAAAAGGUUGCUUCUUGGAUCAGAACCUGGUGAUCGGUGCUGGUAACACGCUAACCGACCUAAUGGAGAUAUUUGACAGAAUGUCUCAAACUGAUUACUUCAAGUAUCUAAAGACAUUCAAUGAACAUUUGCAUUUGGUCGCGCAUAUCCCAGUGAAAAAUAUUGGUACAAUAGCUGGGAAUUUAAUGAUAAAAAACAGGCACAACGAGUUUAGUUCUGAUGUUUUCUUACUAUUUAACGCUGUUGGCGCUGAGUUAGAUAUAUUAAACGAUCGCGGCAUUGUAAAUAGAAUAAGCAUGCAGCAUUUCCUGAAAGAAAACAUGCAAGGAAAAGUUAUCUUAAAUGUCUUGUUGCCACCAUUGAAUAACGAAUACAAAAUAGUUACUUAUAAGAUAAUGCCUCGAGCCCAGAAUGCUCACGCAAUCGUUCAUUCAGGAUUCGUAUACAAAAUCGAUCCCUACGAUAAAAAAGUGUUAGACUGUCGCAUAGUCUAUGGCGGUCUUUCACCAGCCUUUAUUAGAGCGAAUCGUACAGAAAGAUAUCUCAUCGGUCGAAGACUAUUCACAAAUGAAACGCUUCAAGGAGCAAUUAACGUGCUGGACAAUGAAAUGGUAGUGACUGAAGAACCACCUCAACCAUCUGUGGAAUAUCGCAGGAAAUUGGCUUUGAGUUUAUUUUACAAGGGGUUAAUGUCGCUGUGUCCACCAGAAUUAUUAGGAGCCCGUUAUAGAUCUGGAGCGGGUCGACUUCGAGAAUCUCGGUCACUGUCAGAUGGCAAGCAGAUAUUUGAUACUAACCCAUCACUGUGGCCGCUCAACCAGCCUUUGCCGAAAGUGGAUGGACUAGUACAAUGCGCUGGUGAAGCAAAGUAUACAGAAGAUGUUCCCUCUAUUCCCAAAGAAGUGUUUGCUGCUUUCGUUCUGUCAACAGUAGCAUUGGGAACUAUUCAAAAGAUUGACGCGAGUAGAGCUCUUCUGGAACCUGGAGUAGUAGCAUUCUAUUCAGCUUCAGAUAUCCCAGGUCAAAACAGUUUCACACCUGGACCAAGCAUUGCUUUCAUGAAUGAUGAAGAACUGCUAUGUCAAAAGGAGGUUAAAUAUUACAAUCAGCCUCUUGGUAUCAUUGUCGCUGAAACACAAAAAGUAGCCGAUAAAGCAGUUAAUUUCGUCAAAGUAACGUACACUAAUGUCAGGAAACCAGUUUUGGAUAUCAAAGUUGCGAAAAGCGAUCCAAAGAGAAACAAAAUAUAUUUUGCUGCUACUGCAACAAAAACUGGGGUAGAUAUAGCCAAAGUGUUCAAAGGAGAGGGAACUAUGUAUGGACAGUACCAUUUUUGCAUGGAGACUUUAGUUUGUGUAACUCAUCCUAUAGAAGAAGGUCUGAAAGUCUAUGCUACUACACAGUGGAUAGACUCAGUACAUAAAACAGUUUCAAGGGUACUUAAGAUUCAACAAAACAAGAUUGAAGUUACUGUUCGUCGACUCGGCGGUGCUUACGGAUUUAAAAUUUCUCGACCAAAUCAGGUGGCAGCAGCUUGCAGUUUAGUCUCAUAUAAACUUAAUAGACCUUGUCGAUUCAUACAAUCACUUAAAACCAACAUGCGUGCGGUAGGCAAAAGGCUUCCCAGUUCUAACAAUUACGAGGUUGCUGUAAAUUCACAAGGAGUUAUACAAUACAAUAAUUUAGAACUAUAUGAAGAUAAUGGAUAUGUUGUUAAUGAACCACUCACUCUAUUUGGAGUUGAUAUUUAUUUCAAUUGCUAUGACAAGUCUUCUUGGAAUUUUAAAGUAUAUGAUACAAUAACAGAUACAACGUCUAACACAUGGUGCAGAUCACCUGGUACAUUAGAAAAUGUGGCCAAUGCUGAAUGGCUGAUGGAGAGAAUAGCGUAUGAAAUGAACUUAGAUCCUCUAAAUGUUCGUCUGGCAAAUCUGGACACGGUAAACCAUGAAGCAAAUAUCACGGAACUUUUAAAAACUCUUAAAACAAAUUCUCAGUACGACGAGCGAAAAGUUGAUGUCGACAAAUUUAAUUCAGAAAAUAGGUGGAAGAAGAGAGGAUUAAGACAUUCGUUUUUGAGAUGGUCGCCGUUGUUAUCGCCAUUUUUGGAAGUUAAUAUGUCUGUGUAUGCCGAUGAUGGUACAAUUGUUAUAACACACAGUGGCAUUGAAAUGGGUCAAGGCAUAGACACCAAAGCGGUUCAAACGUGUGCAUAUUAUCUGAAAGUUCCUGUAGAAAAAAUACAAAUUAAAUCAAACGAUAGCGUUAUCUCACCGAAUGCUUUUGUGUCUGGUGGUAGUGUCACUACACAAAAUGUUGGUAUUGGUAUUAAAAAAUGUUGUGAAGAGUUACAAAAGCGAUUGGAACCAAUCAAAGCCAAAAUGGACGACCCAGUGUGGGAUGAUUUAAUAAGGAAAGCUUCUGAAAGCGAAGUGGAUUUACAAGUUCAUGCUACGACAGGAAUAGCAGACACUCAGAAGUAUGAUAUAUAUGGAAUAACGCUAGCUGAAGUUGAGAUCGACGUAUUAACAGGGGAGUGGAAUAUAAUUAGAGUAGAUUUGAUUGAAGAUGUGGGGCGUAGUGUGAAUCCUGAGAUUGAUAUUGGACAGGUGGAAGGGUCAUUUAUUAUGGGUAUGGGAUAUUGGACAACCGAAGAGUUAAAAUACGAUCAGGAUACUGGAGAACUGUUGACUGAUAGAUCUUGGUCUUAUAAGGUUCCGCAGGCGAGAGACAUACCUCAGGACUUCAGGAUUUACUUUAGGAAAAAAUCUUAUAGUAAUGACGUUAUUCUUGGUGCAAAAGCUACUGGUGAACCAGCUACAUGUAUGGCCGUUGCGGUGCCGAUAGCCAUGAGGGAGGCCAUCGUUGCAGCCAGGCUAGAGAACGGGUUGCCUAGCAACCAGUGGUUUGAAAUAGAUGGACCAUACACUGUAGAGAAGAUUUGUCUAUCCUGUGCCAUCAGAAAAGAAGAUUUUAAGUUUUAUUAGUUUUAACAAUAUUAAUAUAAUGUUGACAAUAUUUAUAAGAUGAAUUUAAUAAAUUGUAGUUAAGAUUUGUAAAAAAUUACGUGA